AUGCAGCUCACUCUUCUCGCAUCCCUUGCUGCUGAUGUCAUCACCUAUGUGGAGAACGUCUUGAACGACGCCGAUGUCACCGUCGCCAAGCGUGCGCGUGAGGACUUGGCUGACGUCAUCGGUGGUAUGGCAUUUCCUGCAACUCACAAUUCGCUGCUGAAGGUUUUGAACAACAAUCUUGAUGUGAACGGUCUGACCAAGCGCGAAGGCUUGGCUAACGUCAUCGUUGACAUCGAGGACGAUUUGGAUAAUCUCAAUGUAAACGUUCUUACCAAGCGGCAGUAUUUGAUCGGCGUCGACGUCACAUCCUUUAGUCGGUUGAUGUGGGAUCUCUGGUCAUGGAUUUUUGCGUCUGCUUCAUCACAUUUACUCACUCGUAGCAAUCUGAUCGGUGCCCACCCGCCCAUCUCAGCUCACCUUGAAACCCUUAGACUUCGGCGAUUGUUUGGCGGGAUUCACACAUUACAUAGGUCAAGACGCGUGGCAGUGGAUGCAUUGAUGAGGUCGAAGCUCCGCUGGAAAUUACCUCCAAAAUACUGCGUCUUGGAUUACUGCAAAGAGGCCCGACAAUGGCUCCCCAACAAGUCACAGUUGUUCCCAAGCACUUCCAUCAUGUCUACCAAUGUUGUCGACGUUUCUGGCGAGAAAGAUACCCCGAGACCCAAUCAAUCAAUUCAAGCUACUAUUCAAAAGUACCUCGUCGGACCCGAGGAACAGAGGCGAGCAUACGGGGUUCUCGCCCGCCUACUAUUACAUGUUACCAGGACUCCGAACAGUCCCUUAGACUUUGACCCUCCAUGGGAGUACGAGGGUGGAACAGACUGGGUCAAGUUGGGACAAAGGGACACUACAAAUAACGCUCAUUCGUACGGUCGUACAGCCCCAAAAUCUGGGCCAGUAGGGCGUGAUUGGAGGCGCUGCAGAACGAUGUUCGCAAUCCGGGUGGGAGACUGGAUCAGCAGGGCGGAGAGACUGCAGCCGCCCAUUGAGCGCUCACCCCAUAAUGCUUAUUUCAGCGACAACAAAGCUGGAUGGUGGUGUAUAUCCAGCACGAACACGAUCAUUUUAGACGAUGUCGGUGAUGUGGUCUUCACUGCGUUGCAAUGGCUGCUGCGAGCUUGUUCAUCCGAGGCUCGUUACCAAAGAUUUUUUCGGGCAAUAUCUUGA
Molecule: messenger RNA, 1167 nt
Organism: Suillus discolor
Lineage: Eukaryota; Fungi; Basidiomycota; Agaricomycetes; Boletales; Suillaceae
Exons: 15
Coding region: 1-1167 (388 amino acids)
Source: RefSeq, a predicted model, not a curated record